Messenger RNA from Dioszegia hungarica, 1266 nucleotides. RefSeq lists its product as uncharacterized. Gene Ontology annotation, cellular component: membrane. Bases 1 to 1266 code for a protein of 421 amino acids. NCBI's taxonomy places the organism in Eukaryota, Fungi, Basidiomycota, Tremellomycetes, Tremellales, Bulleribasidiaceae. The record is from RefSeq and is a predicted model, not a curated record. The transcript has 3 exons.
AUGCUCAAGGCAGCGCAGCCACUACUGCCGCACUUACAUCGCCUUCCAACCCCCCUGCUCACCCUCCCUCCAACUCUGCUGCUGCACCUGGGAUCGACCACCUCCCCCUCGCCCCUCUCCCUCCUGCGUGACCCGCUCGCACAUCCUCUACACCUCCCUCUCAUCGCACUCGGAAUCUGCAUCCCCGUGACCUACCUCCUCGGACAUCUCACCAACAAGGUAUCAUGGGUCGACAAGCCCUGGCCAUUCUACCCGCCCUUCUUCGCCUCGCUCCUCUUCGCAUGGGUUGCCUUGAACCCCCAGGCGGGUGUUUACGGGCACAACCUCCCGCGCCUGGUGCUCAUGUUCACCAUGCAAAUGGUCUGGUGUAUCCGUCUCUCGUCGCAUGCUCUUCGGCGCGGCUUUUUUGAGCUGCACGAGGAGGACUACCGGUAUACAGUCGUGCGUCGGCUUGCGCCAUGGCCAGUCUGGGCAGCUAUCCACCUCUUCGCUGUUGCGAUCUUCCAGCCGGCCCUCCUCCUCGCGCUCACUCUACCCAUGCACGCCGUCCUCGUCCUCCCUCCGGCGGAACUCUCAUCCGGACCACUCAACCUCUCCAUCCCCUUCAGCUGGGUCAAACCCCUCCUCCCCUCCUCCUUCCACUCCGCGGCGGACUCUACUCCCGUCCUCAACGCCGGCGACCUCUUCGUCACCCUCUUCGCCCUCGCUAUGGUCUACCUCGAGUAUCGUGCGGACAAUGACCACUUUGCGUUCCAGCAGGCCAAGCACGACGCGCCCAAAUCGGUCAAGGUGAUCAAGCCGAGACAUACCAAUCCCCCCAACUACCCUCCGGCAGGAGAGUAUCCGGAAUCUCACCACCCUGGCUUCAUCACGAGCGGGAUGUGGCGGUGGUCGAGACAUCCCAACUUUGCGGGGGAGCAGCUGUUCUGGGUCAGCCAGGCGCUGUUUGUGGCGGUGGCGGCGGAGACGAGCAAGGUGACGAGGAGCCGAUGGGUCGGAGGGGAUGUGUGGGGGCCACCGUUAGCUCUGAGUUUGCUCUUUUGUGGAAGUACCCUUCUGACCGAGUGGAUCACACAGCAAAAGUACCCGCUCUACAAGGAGUACAAGAACCUGGUCGGACAGUUCCUUCCGCAAGAGACGGUGCUCGUCUAUCUCUGGGGCACGAUCCGAGGGACGCGCAAGGCAUCGAAUGAGAAAAUUUACAAACCUUUGAAGGCGGCAGGGGCGGAAUAUGGGUCGACCGGGACUACCGCACCGCGGAGCUGA